Molecule: messenger RNA, 956 nt
Organism: Dermacentor andersoni
Lineage: Eukaryota; Metazoa; Arthropoda; Arachnida; Ixodida; Ixodidae
Source: RefSeq, a predicted model, not a curated record
AUGCGGCGCGACAAUCUGUUUCUCCCCCUUGAACAUGGUGGUCUAGGAUUAGUACACCUCUUCGUCAGGCAAAUUGUUUCUCGCCUGUUUUUCUUUCGAGACAGUGACCAUCCGUUCUUGCGUGAAAUGUUGCAACUGCGUUUAGUUCAUUAUGUUCCUAACAUAGUAGUGUCAUCAAAUGUCAAAGAUGUCCCACAGGCUCCUUGGGGCUUUCUCAAGGAGGUUGUUGACACAUUUCUUUUCUUGAAAAUUAGAUUCAGCCUUGAGUACGUGUUCACAGCGAGUCGAAAAGAAAUUUCUGCGGCACUGGUUGACUCUAUUUUCCCAGAUCCUUUGUAUCGUGCACCUUAUUUAAACCGACCUUAUCAGGAUGUACUUAAACGCGUCCGAAAAAUGUGUGUGCCUCCUGGAGUAAAAACAUUUUUCUUUAAAUUACAUUCGGAAACACUCCCUGUUAAAAGUUGGCUGAAUUCGAGGGGUUGCUUUGUGCCGUGGUCAACAAACUGUCGGCUCUGUCCACGUGCCGAAACCAUAGAUCACUGUUUCAUAGACUGUAGGGACGCUGUAUUUUUUUGGGACAUUCUCCAACGGACGCUUAAAAAGGACAUUGACAUGACUCCAUACUCAAUUAGGUUUCUACCGUUUAAGGUUAGAGGUGGUCCUCCCUAUGACAUGUUCAUUGUACUUGGUUUAUACAGCCUGUGGAGAAGUAGACUCUGUGAUCGCCAUGCCGAAAGCCCGCGAACUACAAAAUCCUUCUUUCGCGAAACUGCUGCGUAUGUAAGAAGUGUGUACGCUGUGCAGGAACCUCCGCCAGACUGGAUGCACUUGUUGGAUGCAUGUGUGUGUUUGCCUGAGUUUUAAGUGUGUAGUUGUGUCCGCUUUGUUAUACACCUUCAGUUUUCUUUUCCAUGUAAUAAAGAAAAAAAAAAAAGAACUGAUGGCGGACUGGUAGC